AUGCCGCCCAAUGUUCCGGGAGAGCCAGUUUCAGCUGGGGCGAGCGAACCAAAGAAGAAGCGAGCAUCCCCGACGAAGCCCUUACCGGACGAAGAUAUCCUGCAAGGCUUGUUCGAGUACCUCAGCCUACACAAGUGGACGCUCGGACAAGCUUUGCAUCACAUCUUCUCCAUGCCGAAGAAGAAGGAUGCGCGUCCUCGUCGUCCAAACCAUAUCUCGGCUGUUCAACAUUUCCUACGAAAUCCCAACUCUAGAUACCCUGCGAUCGACAUCCUACGCCUCAUCAUGCACCAUCCCAUGUCUCAUCCCGAAUACAUACAAGAUCUCGAGGCAGAUGGCGGGUACUAUAAUCUUUCAGGGAAGCCUCUCAGUGAGAUGCGAUAUGCUGCUGUUGCCAUCACUUCGUAUGCAGCUCGUAUCGUGUCAGAUGAGAUGGGCAAUGAGUUCGCUCUACUGGAAGAUGAUGACAAUGGUCUGCGUGUCCGCUGCUCUGAGGUGAAAUCCAAGUCCAAGGCAGAUGGUGGUGGCUCCUCUGAUACGAUGUCGGCACCUGUUCGCAAUACCACUACAUCCGCAGAGAAUACGGGGUUCGCAGAUCCCGAAGUCCAAGCAGCAGUCGAUGGAUCUGGUUUACGAGGCACCUUUGAUGAGAUCGGUGGGACUUCGGAUGAAGGAGAUGCUGAGGGGGAGGACGAGGAUCACGAUUCAGCAGGACCUGCUGUGCGACACGAUCCUGAUGCAACACCCCGUACUCUCCCGAGGCGAGGGGGCUCUCGCGAUCCUAAAGCGAGCUGGGAAGCCAUCAACAGUUUCUCUCUCAAGAGCUUGGAUAAGACGUACUCCCGUGUAGCACCACUCACCCAUGCGCUGCUCGGUACAUGA
Molecule: messenger RNA, 882 nt
Organism: Peniophora sp. CBMAI 1063
Lineage: Eukaryota; Fungi; Basidiomycota; Agaricomycetes; Russulales; Peniophoraceae
Source: the annotation of a GenBank genome assembly